AUGAGGGUCUACGAAUGUCGAGAGGCUGAUAAGGAUGACGAGGGUGACGAGGAUGAUGAGAUUUCCAAGUACCACAUCGACGCAUGGUUGACAAUGCCCACGCCUACUGUCUUGCUCUUUGGACCACGGCUCGUCAUAGCAGAGAAAACGGCCUUUGCAGAGUUCGUACAGCAAGUCAAAGCCGCCGAUCCUGACUACGACACCAUCCUCAUGUUGCAAACUGGCAGCGAAAUUGGCAAUUUAGAUUGGUCCAGCGACGUCUGUGACGCAGCCUUGGCUACGUUGGACUACUUGGACUUCCUCGUCCAGUCUGGCUCAGUGCUUUGUGCUGCCGAGAUUCACGCCUGGGAGGACUUCGCCAGUACUUCCCUAGGCAAGGUCGAGCUUUUCACCACAUAUCAUGUUGCCAACCACAUCUACGCCCUGGCCAAAAUUGCCAAAGAGGCUUACCCUGUCCCGAUCAUUGUCAAUGCUGCUCUCGAACGAGCUGAAGGAAGGAAGCACAGCGGCCCUCUUCUCGAGACCUUACACCUCUGGAAGCUCUUUGCGCCACGUAUCGAUCUUUAUGCACCACGAAUGCUUCACAACAAUUACAACGAGACUUGUGAGACCUGGGGCUCGGGUAGCGACCAACCUCUCCUUAUCCAGGCCCACAGUCAAUUGGAGACCGAAAGUCGCCUGAUUUGGUCUGUGCUUGUCUCUUACGCCGCCAUUGGGGUCAUUUUCUUCAAGAUUGAGGAUAUGAGCAAGAGGCAUGAAUCUAUCAUUCAGCAAUCCGCCCUAUUCCGCCAAGCCGUCCCCUUUCUCCUAGAUACCCAGGACCGAGGCAACCCGCACAUUGGGGUCAUUAGUGCUCCCAAUGAUUCACUUGAGUGGCCUGCGGAUCUAGGACCGGCCCAUUUUAGAUCUGGAGAGUUUGAAAGGUGA
Colletotrichum godetiae is the source of this 927-nucleotide messenger RNA. RefSeq lists its product as uncharacterized. The transcript has a single exon. The coding region runs from base 1 to 927 and encodes 308 amino acids. The record is from RefSeq and is a predicted model, not a curated record. Lineage: Eukaryota; Fungi; Ascomycota; Sordariomycetes; Glomerellales; Glomerellaceae.